Messenger RNA from Closterium sp. Naga37s-1, 9473 nucleotides. NCBI's taxonomy places the organism in Eukaryota, Viridiplantae, Streptophyta, Zygnematophyceae, Desmidiales, Closteriaceae. The record is from the annotation of a GenBank genome assembly.
UCGAUUACAGCAAGUGGGACCACAUCGGCUCCAGCAGCGACGAGGAGGAGGAGGGCGAGGACACGAAGCCGAAAGGAGAUUUACCAGGGAGUGGCUCAUCCUGCGGCGGAGGUCUUUCGGAAUUCAAGGAGGAGAUUUGGCGUGGUCGGCAGGAGGUAUUGAGGCGGUGGAAUUCUCACAUGCAGGCGGUUACACAGAGCGCGGGGGGGAUAGGGGGAAUGGGAGCUCAGGAAGCACCGGGGAAGCCUCAAGUGCUGUGUCGGGCGGACAUGGUUCAUUACCUGGACGUGCAUGGCUGGUGGGACGCGGCUGAGUGCGAGUGCUGCUUCAACCAAGUGCUUAGUCUUGGAGCACAGCGGGCUCUUACCAUGCAGAGCCUUGACCUCUUCCAAUCGCUCCUGCAUGUGGAGCAGCCUCGCACCACCCCCCUUGCACACCUGGACGUGGUCAACAGGGGCGUGCUGGAGUAUUCCUUUGAAGUGCCAGCGUUUGGGAAGCAAGAGGAGGAGGAGGAGCCUCUUGCGCAGUUCAUGUGCAAGUGCACUCUUGCCCCGUUCGUCUGUGAGGAAGUGAUGCUGCUCGAGUGGAUGGCUGAGCCUCGUGUGGGCGUGCUCAUGGACCUGGAGAGAAUCAGAUCCCGCCUGCCUGCAAGUUUGACCAUUCCUGCCGCUGGUGCUGCUGCUGUUGAUUCCGCACCGUGGUCCUCCUUGGUGGCCCAGCUGGGGGCGGGCAGGCAGGAGGAGCAGGACCAUGCUGCGUCCAUGCUGGUGCAGGUGCUGGGGGUGAAGGAGAGUGCUGAUCUGCAGGAAGGGUUUGGUUUCUUCGUGCAGCAUGUGCUGUCAGGCUGGCUGGGAAAGGAGCACGCGGAGGGGAGGGGGGUAGGCGGGGGAAAGACCGGUGAGAAGGCGUCACAUGGGGUUGAUUCUGGGAAGCACGGAGGUGGGGAGGAGACAGCGAAUAUGGUAGAGGUCAAAGGGGUUGCUAGCAGGUGCGGGAGGGAUAGGAAGGACUUGAAGUGGAGGGAGCAUUUGAAGGGGCGUGUGUGGGAGAGGUAUGUGGACGGCAUGGCUUGGAUUCUGGAGCAUGGAGGAGGGGACGGGAGGGAGUUCCGGUGCAGCCACUGCAGUGAGGGGGACAGCAGCAGCCGCAGCAGCAGCAGCAGCAUCAGCAUCAGGAGUGACAGCAGCAGCGGCAGCAGCAGCACCGGUAGCAGGAAUAGUGGCAGGGGUAUUCCCAAGGGCAUGUAUGUGAGUGGCGUGGGUGCCACUGACUUCGCCCUGGCAGUCGCCUCAGUGCUCUCCAGGCCGGAGCACCGCAGUCUGGGAGCCAUGUUCUUCGCAGGGGCCAAUAGCACCAGCAGCAACAGCAUGGUGGAAGAUGCUGCCAUCACGGAGGCCAGGGGGAGGCUCACACAGCAGGGGCUGGCAUCAGGGAUGAAAGGGGCAGGGGCAAGAGGAGGAGGACUCAGGACAGCAGCAGCAGCGGCACCAACGAAAGGGCGUCGAGCUUCAAAGGCGGCUGCUGCCUCAGCCCGAGGCAGACCAACCCUCAGCAGCAGCAGUGGAUCAACCGGCAGCGGUGGCACGUUCAACUCUUGUACCAAAGGAUCCCGUGAGACUUGCCUCGUGCCUGUCAAGACAUUCCCUGCUCUUGGGCUGCUCACGUAUCGGGUUGCCUGCAUCUUGCAGUGGCUUCGGGUCUAUGGCUCAGAUUUCAUCUCCGCCAAGAGCUGCUUCAAGGACAGGCCGCAGGGCAAGGUCCUGCCCAUGCGCCACCCGCUUCGGGAUCUUCCGAGCCUACUGGUCAGGUUCGGUGCUGUUCCCGAGCCUUUGGAUGGAAGCAGCCGCCUUCCGGAGUGGGAGGAGUGGCCCGAGGGAGAUGAAGCUGCUAUGAAAUUUCCUGACGACUCAAGUGCCAGAUGUUUUGGCCUGGGCAGGGCGGAUGGCAGGCGGGAUCGCAGGAACAGAGGGCAUGCGGCAGCACCAGCAGCUGUUCGGAAAGCUCCCACCAAAGGUGUCUCGCUCGGGGCUGAAACGCGUCCGAUGGUGCGGUGCAGGGCAGACGUGGACUUGAUACUGGAGUUCGCCAGUGUGCUCUUCGUGCCACCGGCAUGUGCCAACUGCAGCCGCUGCAUCACCAUCUACACCUCCCACGUCCCCGUCGUCGCUUUCAUCGCCACCUACGCCUUCCGCCCUGCUGCCGCCCUCGUCCACCGCUUCGUCUCUGUCUUCCCGCCGCACACGGAUGAGUAUCGCAACAUUUUCACCGGCCUGCGGCUGGAUGCUCCGUAUGGCUGCGUGCGUGCGCUGCAGGAAGGGGUGGAGGAGGUACCCAUCCUCUUCCUGCUCACCCUUGCCCUUCACCACUCCACGGCUCUCCUCCCGCAAAGUGGGGCUGAAGGGGAGGGGAAUUCCAAGGCUGAUGGGGCCGGCAAUGGGGCGAACGACAAGGCGGGCAGGAGGGGUGCUAGGAAUGGGGACAGUGGAGAGGGAGGGGAGGGUGGAGAAAGUGGGAGGGGUGAGGGUGAUCGUGGGGAUGUGUGGGAGGAGGUGCAGUCGUGGUUCGAGGUGGCAAUGCUGCCUGCUGCAAGUACGGGGGCUGGCAGGCCCGCGUGCAGUGGCAGCCAGUCAAGGGAGUAUGGUACGAGCGAGCAUGCAGAGACGGUGAUGCAGGUGUCUGAGUGGUCUGCCUUGCCCAGGUUCCGUGAAGACAUGAAGCACCAGGAUGGCCCUGCCAUUGCCCUUGCUAGUAUCUGCAGCAAGCGGAAGGGCAACAAGGGGGAGGAGGCGGCUUAUUUGAAGGCAUGGCCGGGGGGAGUCAAUCUGGUGGCAUGUCUGCGAGAGAUGCUGCUGGGGGAGCCCGUUGCUGCAAGAGCCGUUUCUAACACGAAACCCAAUUCAAACGCACAAGGCUCCGGUCCUCUGUCUUUAGGGGGGCGUGCGUGUGGUGCUGCGGGGUGUGUAACGGCGGAGGGUGGCGGAGUGAAGCUGAGGAGGUGCAGUGGGUGUGGCAAGAUGGCGUAUUGCAGCAGAGAGUGCCAAAAGGCACACUGGCCCUCCCACAAGCUCACAUGCCCUGGCAGGACAAGCAGGACGAGGAGUGGGAAGAACAGUAGCAAGGUGAGUGGUAAGGUGAGUGGUAAGGUGAGUGGUAAGGUGAGUGGUAACGUGAGUGGUAAGGUGAGUGGUAAGGUGAGUGGUAAGGUGAGUGGUAAGGUGAGUGGUAAGGUGAGUGGUAAGGUGAGUGGUAAGGUGAGUGGCAAGGUGAGUGGUAAGGUGAGUGGUAAGGUGAGUGGUAAGGUGAGUGGUAAGGUGAGUGGUAAGGUGAGUGGUAAGGUGAGUGGUAAGGUGAGUGGUAAGGUGAGUGGUAAGGUGAGUGGUAAGGUGAGUGGUAAGGUGAGUGGUAAGGUGAGUGGCAAGGUGAGUGGCAAGGUGAGUGGCAAGGUGAGUGGCAAGGUGAGUGGCAAGGUGAGUGGCAAGGUGAGUGGUAAGGUGAGUGGUAAGGUGAGUGGUAAGGUGAGUGGCAAGGUGAGUGGCAAGGUGAGUGGCAAGGUGAGUGGCAAGGUGAGUGGUAAGGUGAGUGGUAAGGUGAGUGGUAAGGUGAGUGGUAAGGUGAGUGGUAAGGUGAGUGGUAAGGUGAGUGGUAAGGUGAGUGGCAAGGUGAGUGGCAAGGUGAGUGGCAAGGUGAAUGGCAAGGUGAGUGGUAAGGUGAGUGGUAAGGUGAGUGGUAAGGUGAGUGGUAAGGUGAGUGGUAAGGUGAGUGGUAAGGUGAGUGGCAAGGUGAGUGGCAAGGUGAGUGGCAAGGUGAGUGGCAAGGUGAGUGGCAAGGUGAGUGGCAAGGUGAGUGGCAAGGUGAGUGGUAAGGUGAGUGGUAAGGUGAGUGGUAAGGUGAGUGGUAAGGUGAGUGGCAAGGUGAGUGGCAAGGUGAGUGGCAAGGUGAGUGGCAAGGUGAGUGGUAAGGUGAGUGGUAAGGUGAGUGGUAAGGUGAGUGGUAAGGUGAGUGGUAAGGUGAGUGGUAAGGUGAGUGGCAAGGUGAGUGGCAAGGUGAGUGGCAAGGUGAGUGGCAAGGUGAGUGGCAAGGUGAGUGGCAAGGUGAGUGGCAAGGUGAGUGGCAAGGUGAGUGGUAAGGUGAGUGGUAAGGUGAGUGGUAAGGUGAGUGGUAAGGUGAGUGGUAAGGUGAGUGGUAAGGUGAGUGGUAAGGUGAGUGGCAAGGUGAGUGGCAAGGUGAGUGGUAAGGUGAGUGGUAAGGUGAGUGGUAAGGUGAGUGGUAAGGUGAGUGGUAAGGUGAGUGGCAAGGUGAGUGGCAAGGUGAGUGGCAAGGUGAGUGGCAAGGUGAGUGGCAAGGUGAGUGGUAAGGUGAGUGGUAAGGUGAGUGGUAAGGUGAGUGGUAAGGUGAGUGGUAAGGUGAGUGGUAAGGUGAGUGGUAAGGUGAGUGGUAAGGUGAGUGGUAAGGUGAGUGGUAAGGUGAGUGGCAAGGUGAGUGGUAAGGUGAGUGGUAAGGUGAGUGGUAAGGUGAGUGGUAAGGUGAGUGGUAAGGUGAGUGGUAAGGUGAGUGGUAAGGUGAGUGGUAAGGUGAGUGGCAAGGUGAGUGGCAAGGUGAGUGGCAAGGUGAGUGGCAAGGUGAGUGGCAAGGUGAGUGGCAAGGUGAGUGGCAAGGUGAGUGGUAAGGUGAGUGGCAAGGUGAGUGGUAAGGUGAGUGGUAAGGUGAGUGGUAAGGUGAGUGGUAAGGUGAGUGGUAAGGUGAGUGGUAAGGUGAGUGGUAAGGUGAGUGGUAAGGUGAGUGGUAAGGUGAGUGGUAAGGUGAGUGGCAAGGUGAGUGGUAAGGUGAGUGAUAAGGUGAGUGGUGAGGUGAGUGGUGAGGUGAGUGGUAAGGUGAGUGGUAAGGUGAGUGGUAAGGUGAGUGGUAAGGUGAGUGGCAAGGUGAGUGGCAAGGUGAGUGGUAAGGUGAGUGGUAAGGUGAUUGGCAAGGUGAGUGGUAAGGUGAGUGGUAAGGUGAGUGGCAAGGUGAGUGGUAAGGUGAGUGGUAAGGUGAGUGGUGAGGUGAGUGGUGAGGUGAGUGGUGAGGUGAGUGGUAAGGUGAGUGGCAAGGUGAGUGGUAAGGUGAGUGAUGAGGUGAGUGGUGAGGUGAGUGGUGAGGUGAGUGGUGAGGUGAGUGGUGAGGUGAGUGGUAAGGUGAGUGGUAAGGUGAGUGAUGAGGUGAGUGAUGAGGUGAGUGGUAAGGUAAGUGGUAAGGUGAGUGGUAAGGUGAGUGGUAAGGUGAGUGGUAAGGUGAGUGGCAAGGUGAGUGGCAAGGUGCAAGGUGAGUGCAAGGUGAGUGGCAAGGUGAGUGGUAAGGUGAGUGGCAAGGUGAGUGGCAAGGUGAGUGGCAAGGUGAGUGGCAAGGUGAGUGGCAAGGUGAGUGGCAAGGUGAGUGGUAAGGUGAGUGGCAAGGUGAGUGGUAAGGUGAGUGGCAAGGUGAGUGGCAAGGUGAGUGGUAAGGUGAGUGGCAAGGUUAGUGGUAAGGUGAGUGGUAAGGUGAGUGGUAAGGUGAGUGGUAAGGUGAGUGGUAAGGUGAGUGGUAAGGUGAGUGGUAAGGUGAGUGGUAAGGUGAGUGGUAAGGUGAGUGGUAAGGUGAGUGGCAAGGUGAGUGGCAAGGUGAGUGGCAAGGUGAGUGGUAAGGUGAGUGGUAAGGUGAGUGGUAAGGUGAGUGGCAAGGUGAGUGGCAAGGUGAGCGGUAAGGUGAGUGGUAAGGUGAGUGGUAAGGUGAGUGGUAAGCUGAGUGGUAAGGUGAGUGGCAAGGUGAGUGGCAAGGUGAGCGGUAAGGUGAGUGGCAAGGUGAGUGGUAAGGUGAGUGGUGAGGUGAGUGGUAAGGUGAGUGGUAAGGUGAGUGGUGAGGUGAGUGGUGAGGUGAGUGGUGAGGUGAGUGGUAAGGUGAGUGAUGAGGUGAGUUGUGAGGUGAGUGGUGAGGUGAGUGGUAAGGUGAGUGGUAAGGUGAGUGGUAAGGUGAGUGGCAAGGUGAGUGGUAAGGUGAGUGGUAAGGUGAGUGGUAAGGUGAGUGAUGAGGUGAGUGGUGAGGUGAGUGGUGAGGUGAGUGGUAAGGUAAGUGGUAAGGUGAGUGGUAAGGUGAGUGGUAAGGUGAGUGGUAAGGUGAGUGGCAAGGUGAGUGGCAAGGUGAGUGGUAAGGUGAGUGGUAAGGUGAGUGGCAAGGUGAGUGGCAAGGUGAGUGGUAAGGUGAGUGGUAAGGUGAGUGGCAAGGUGAGUGGUAAGGUGAGUGGUAAGGUGAGUGGUAAGGUGAGUGGUAAGGUGAGUGGUAAGGUGAGUGGUAAGGUGAGUGGUAAGGUGAGUGGCAAGGUGAGUGGCAAGGUGAGUGGCAAGGUGAGUGGCAAGGUGAGUGGCAAGGUGAGUGGUAAGGUGAGUGGUAAGGUGAGUGGCAAGGUGAGUGGUAAGGUGAGUGGCAAGGUGAGUGGUAAGGUGAGUGGUAAGGUGAGUGGUAAGGUGAGUGGUAAGGUGAGUGGUAAGGUGAGUGGUAAGGUGAGUGGCAAGGUGAGUGGCAAGGUGAGUGGUAAGGUGAGUGGCAAGGUGAGUGGCAAGGUGAGUGGUGAGGUGAGUGGUAAGGUGAGUGGCAAGGUGAGUGGUAAGGUGAGUGAUGAGGUGAGUGGUAAGGUGAGUGGCAAGGUGAGUGGUAAGGUGAGUGGCAAGGUGAGUGGUAAGGUGAGUGGCAAGGUGAGUGGUAAGGUGAGUGGCAAGGUGAGUGGCAAGGUGAGUGGCAAGGUGAGUGGUAAGGUGAGUGGCAAGGUGAGUGAUGAGGUGAGUGGUAAGGUGAGUGGCAAGGUGAGUGGUAAGGUGAGUGGUAAGGUGAGUGGUAAGGUGAGUGAUGAGGUGAGUGGUAAGGUGAGUGGUAAGGUAAGUGGUAAGGUGAGUGGCAAGGUGAGUGGUAAGGUGAGUGGUAAGGUGAGUGGUAAGGUGAGUGGCAAGGUGAGUGGUAAGGUGAGCGGUAAGGUGAGUGGUAAGGUGAGUGGUAAGGUGAGUCGUAAGGUGAGUGGCAAGGUGAGUCGUAAGGUGAGUGGCAAGGUGAGUGGCAAGGUGAGUGGUAAGGUGAGUGGUAAGGUGAGUGGUGAGGUGAGUGGUAAGGUGAGUGGCAAGGUGAGUGGUAAGGUGAGUGGUAAGGUGAGUGGUAAGGUGAGUGAUGAGGUGAGUGGUGAGGUGAGUGGUGAGAUGAGUGGUAAGGUAAGUGGUAAGGUGAGUGGUAAGGUGAGUGGUAAGGUGAGUGGUAAGGUGAGUGGCAAGGUGAGUGGUAAGGUGAGUGGUAAGGUGAGUGGCAAGGUGAGUGGCAAGGUGAGUGGUAAGGUGAGUGGUAAGGUGAGUGGCAAGGUGAGUGGUAAGGUGAGUGGCAAGGUGAGUGGCAAGGUGAGUGGUAAGGUGAGUGGUAAGGUGAGUGGUAAGGUGAGUGGUAAGGUGAGUGGUAAGGUGAGUGCUGAGGUGAGUGGUAAGGUGAGUGGUAAGGUGAGUGGUAAGGUGAGUGGUAAGGUGAGUGGUAAGGUGAGUGGUAAGGUGAGUGGUAAGGUGAGUGGCAAGGUGAGUGGUAAGGUGAGUGGCAAGGUGAGUGGCAAGGUGAGUGGUAAGGUGAGUGGUAAGGUGAGUGGCAAGGUGAGUGGUAAGGUGAGUGGUAAGGUGAGUGGCAAGGUGAGUGGUAAGGUGAGUGGUAAGGUGAGUGGUAAGGUGAGUGGUAAGGUGAGUGGUAAGGUGAGUGGUAAGGUGAGUGGCAAGGUGAGUGGUAAGGUGAGUGGCAAGGUGAGUGGCAAGGUGAGUGGUGAGGUGAGUGGUAAGGUGAGUGGCAAGGUGAGUGGUAAGGUGAGUGGUAAGGUGAGUGGUAAGGUGAGUGAUGAGGUGGGUGGUAAGGUGAGUGGCAAGGUGAGUGGUAAGGUGAGUGGCAAGGUGAGUGGUAAGGUGAGUGGCAAGGUGAGUGGUAAGGUGAGUGGCAAGGUGAGUGGCAAGGUGAGUGGCAAGGUGAGUGGUAAGGUGAGUGGCAAGGUGAGUGAUGAGGUGAGUGGUAAGGUGAGUGGCAAGGUGAGUGGUAAGGUGAGUGGUAAGGUGAGUGGUAAGGUGAGUGCUGAGGUGAGUGAUGAGGUGAGUGGUAAGGUGAGUGGCAAGGUGAGUGGUAAGGUGAGUGGUAAGGUGAGUGGUAAGGUGAGUGGUAAGGUGAGUGGUAAGGUGAGUGGUAAGGUGAGUGGCAAGGUGAGUGGUAAGGUGAGUGGCAAGGUGAGUGGCAAGGUGAGUGGUGAGGUGAGUGGUAAGGUGAGUGGCAAGGUGAGUGGUAAGGUGAGUGGUAAGGUGAGUGGUAAGGUGAGUGAUGAGGUGAGUGGUAAGGUGAGUGGCAAGGUGAGUGGUAAGGUGAGUGGUAAGGUGAGUGGUAAGGUGAGUGGUAAGGUGAGUGGUAAGGUGAGUGGCAAGGUGAGUGGUAAGGUGAGUGGCAAGGUGAGUGGUAAGGUGAGUGGCAAGGUGAGUGGCAAGGUGAGUGGCAAGGUGAGUGGUAAGGUGAGUGGCAAGGUGAGUGAUGAGGUGAGUGGUAAGGUGAGUGGCAAGGUGAGUGGUAAGGUGAGUGGUAAGGUGAGUGGUAAGGUGAGUGAUGAGGUGAGUGGUAAGGUGAGUGGUAAGGUAAGUGGUAAGGUGAGUGGCAAGGUGAGUGGUAAGGUGAGUGGUAAGGUGAGUGGUAAGGUGAGUGGCAAGGUGAGUGGCAAGGUGAGCGGUAAGGUGAGUGGUAAGGUGAGUGGUAAGGUGAGUGGUAAGGUGAGUGGCAAGGUGAGUGGCAAGGUGAGUGGUAAGGUGAGUGGUAAGGUGAGUGGCAAGGUGAGUGGUAAGGUGAGUGAUGAGGUGAGUGGUAAGGUGAGUGGUAAGGUGAGUGAUGAGGUGAGUGGUGAGGUGAGUGGUAAGGUGAGUGAUGAGGUGAGUGGUGAGGUGAGUGGUAAUUUGAGUGGUAAGGUGAGUGGUAAGGUGAGUGGCAAGGUGAGUGGUAAGGUGAGUGGUAAGGUGAGUGGUAAGGUGAGUGAUGAGGUGAGUGGUGAGGUGAGUGGUGAGGUGAGUGGUAAGGUAAGUGGUAAGGUGAGUGGUAAGGUGAGUGGUAAGGUGAGUGGUAAGGUGAGUGGCAAGGUGACUGGUAAGGUGAGUGGUAAGGUGAGUGGCAAGGUGAGUGGCAAGGUGAGUGGUAAGGUGAGUGGUAAGGUGAGUGGCAAGGUGAGUGGUAAGGUGAGUGGUAAGGUGAGUGGCAAGGUGAGUGGUAAGGUGAGUGGUAAGGUGAGUGGUAAGGUGAGUGGUAAGGUGAGUGGUAAGGUGUGUGGUAAGGUGAGUGGUAAGGUGAGUGGCAAGGUGAGUGGUAAGGUGAGUGGUAAGGUGAGUGGUAAGGUGAGUGGUCAGGUGAGUGGUAAGGUGAGUGGCAAGGUGAGUGGCAAGGUGAGUGGUAAGGUGAGUGGUAAGGUGAGUGGUGAGGUGGGUAAGUAA